Molecule: messenger RNA, 525 nt
Organism: Drosophila kikkawai
Lineage: Eukaryota; Metazoa; Arthropoda; Insecta; Diptera; Drosophilidae
Source: RefSeq, a predicted model, not a curated record
AUGCGUACUGGCCUCAUCGUUGGAGUUAUCUGGGUGUUCCUUUGGCCCAGGCUCGUUCAUGGAGGAUUCGUGUUGCAGAAUGUGAUUUGCGAGUCCUUGGAUGCCUCUUAUGCGGAGUUCAAGCGUUGCGAAAUGAAAGUAGUUCGGCGAGGCGUGGCCUCUUUCUAUAUGUUGGUGAAACUCCACAAACUACCCAUCAAUAGUGUGGAUGUAAAUGUAUCCCUCUUCAAGAGAUCAAACGGAUAUCGGCCUUUCCUCUUCAAUCAGACUGUGGAUUACUGUUACUACAUGCGAAAUCCGCAGGCACAUCCAUUGAUUUAUAUGCUGCACAAGGUUUUGUUUAAAAAAACCAACAUGAAUCAUUCGUGUCCCUUUGAUCAUGAUUUAAGAGUGGAUGAUUUUACUUAUGACCAAAACGACUUGUUGGACCUGCCCCUGCCAAGUGGAGAUUAUAUGUUAAAAAUUCUAUAUGCUUCUUACAAGACCUGGCGUAUAUCCACAAAAGUUUAUAUGAAAAAAAAUUAA